UGCCUGUCCAGGAUCCACCACAUCUCCUCUCCUUGCCUCGCUCCGCUUGCAAUCCUACAAUGGCCACCUUUGUCUCGCUCGUCACUUGCCACAACUGCAGUAAGACCUCAAGGCGUAACGCAGCCAACAGAGACUAUAUGCUGGGUUACUCCAAGAGCUACUGGGUUCCCAGCAGUGCCUGCAAACACCGGACAGCUGGACUCGGCUGGACUCUACAGCCGGGGAACAGGGGACGGUCACCCCUCGCUAAGUUUGCAGCUGGUCAGAACUCUCGAUCUGCCCUGCCAAGGUCAUCUUCCACUGAAUCCAGCACUUCUUCAUCCUCCAGCACAGGCAGUAUGAAGAAGUCAGCACUGGGCCACCUGAGAAAGUUCCUGCUGUUCGGCAAUGAGCAGAAGAGAGGAAGAGGAGGGCUGAAGUUCUUCCUCCCUGCACUUUGAGAGUCCCAGAGACUCUGGUAUCCAUGACAACAGGCUUGGCCAAUGAUUUGGCCAACAGUUUGACCCCCUCUCGGUGCUCUGAACGGUGAGCAGGGACUGAGGAUGACUGUGCCAUCCAGCCAGUGCAGUGGCUCUGGUUUGAGUAGUCUCUGUGGGAAUGAUGUGAUGAGACAGAGCCUCCCUGCUGUGUGGCCACAGUACCUCAGUGGGUUAAAGAUCCCAACAUGAAGUCUCAGGCAUCUCUCUGCACAUCUGAGA
Molecule: messenger RNA, 698 nt
Organism: Megalops cyprinoides (Indo-Pacific tarpon)
Lineage: Eukaryota; Metazoa; Chordata; Actinopteri; Elopiformes; Megalopidae
Product: UPF0711 protein C18orf21 homolog
Exons: 3
Coding region: 60-440 (126 amino acids)
Source: RefSeq, a predicted model, not a curated record